This is a messenger RNA of Blepharisma stoltei, 483 nucleotides long. The record is from the annotation of a GenBank genome assembly. Lineage: Eukaryota; Ciliophora; Heterotrichea; Heterotrichida; Blepharismidae.
AUGGAAGGAGAGCCAGUUAAGAAGUUAAAACUUAGCACAGGAGAAGGUCUAUCUAAGCUUCCAAACGGAAUGCCUAUUCCUGCUACUUUGCCCCCAGAGCAGCCUAAUAUAAGACCAAAACAGACAAAAGAAGAAAAGAAAACCCAGAGAAGAGUUUUUAGAAAAUCUGGAGAUGAAGAAUGGACUGAUCCCACUAUGGAAGACUGGCCAGAAAAUGACUAUCGAGCUUUUGUAGGGGAUCUAGGUAGCGAAGUCACAGAAGAGAAGCUAAAAAAUGCAUUCAGGAAAUAUCCUUCUGUCCUGAAAGUAAAAAUUGUCCUAGACAAGAGAUCAGGGGAAAGUAAAGGAUAUGGGUUUAUAAGUUUUGGGUCAGUUGAUGAUUACAUAAAAGCUAUGAAAGAAAUGAAUGGAAAAUAUAUUUGCAAUAGGCCCAUACGUCUUUUGAAAAGCGACUGGAAGAAAAGGGCUCUGUUUAAACACUAA